Messenger RNA from Passer montanus (Eurasian tree sparrow), 5773 nucleotides. It is a transcript of the gene RASGRP1, whose product is annotated as RAS guanyl releasing protein 1. Gene Ontology annotation, cellular component: plasma membrane. The record is from RefSeq and is a predicted model, not a curated record. Bases 3416 to 5773 code for a protein of 785 amino acids. Gene Ontology annotation, molecular function: guanyl-nucleotide exchange factor activity; calcium ion binding. Gene Ontology annotation, biological process: Ras protein signal transduction; positive regulation of GTPase activity. The transcript has 17 exons. NCBI's taxonomy places the organism in Eukaryota, Metazoa, Chordata, Aves, Passeriformes, Passeridae.
GUUUCUACCCACAUGGGUGUAAUAUGGGUCAUUACUAGGACUGCACUCAUUCAAUCCAUCCCACAGACCUUUGGCAUUUGAAGUGAACAAACUUACAGUAGCUGUAACCACCAGCCUGAGCGUUCACUGAGAAUGGUGGGGAAUCCAUGGCUGGCAAAUAACCCAAAAAAUACUCUGGCAAAAUCAAAAACCAGCAAGUCCUGGUAUUCUGUGCUCUAGUCUAGGUUCUGGCAAUUUUUCUAAGCUUUUCCUUUUCUGCUUUCAUCAGUUCUAGCUGUGUCUCUCUUUCACCUUGUUCAACUAAAGACUGACUGCUGGAUGUUAAUGUUUAACUGAAGCAACCUUUACAGAAGAAAUGUCUGUAUAGAGUAGCAAGAGAAUUAGCCAAGGUCUGAUAACCUCAAUGGGGUUAUCAGACCAAAACCUUCACUAACUCUGCAAUUUUCCAAAACUGGAAAUAUUUGAUAAAUUGGUGAAUGCACCCAAAGCCUAGAUCAUCCUGAUCAAAGGGGAUAACCCAGGCUUGGAAAAAACACUAGAACUGCUCUACUAGCUGCAACAGAAACCUACACUCACACCAACAAACUGUUUUAAGAUCUACAAACUUUAAUUAUAACAGAGAAGUAAAUUUAGAUGGCACCUUAAACAGGGCAGACACUACAGGACAGCCACACCUUUGGCAUAUCACAGCUCAGAUGAAGUUUUUCAUGGGCAAUUGCUAGUAGGCCCUCACUGAGGACAAUUUGUUAAAUCCAAUGACUCUGAUUACUACCUAGUUUACUAAGAUUUAGCAAUGUUGUCUUUUCAUAAAGUGACUCUUCUAAGGUUUCUAUUUUCUGUUCUUCUUCCCAAUUAUAUUAGCAAGCUUUUCUGCCUUUUCUAGAAUUGCUUCCUAUACUAUAUUAUCGGGCUUGCCUCUCUAAUGUUGUCUACUGACACUGCCACAUAUCAGAUCUUCUGUCAGUGCCAAGGACCCUUCUCACUCAUGAUCCCACACCACAAGGACACUGAAGAGCUUUCAGAAUGAGGCUGUGCUUUUACAAUGAUCUAUGCUAAAUAGAUCUAAGUAAAUGUUAUUGAAAAAAUGUGUGGUCUUGCUCUCAUGUCACUGUUUGGUUGUGGCAGCAGUUGAGCUAAUGAGUGGGUGGUGAAAUUAAUUAAAUAAUUAGUAUGGCAGAACAUGUAUAAUUUUUACUGAGGUUAUCUGAGUUUAUUUUUUUGCCUGGAUUUUGUGUUCAACCCACUGUAUGGUAGUACAUGCUCCACUGGUUGGCCCAUUGUAAAGAGCAGGUAUGGACCGAGGAAAAAUAGCAAGCUGAAUAAGCUUAAAAUACAUUUGACAGCACAGCUUUCAGAAAAUUACUUUUAUUCUGAUUCAAGGCCAAGCUAUGUUUGUGGUCUUGCAGUAAUUUGGAGGGACAAAGGUAUAUCUUGAAGAACAACUGAACUCCAAAGAUCCAGCUUGAGCUGAGGCAGUAAGAUGGUUCUUUCACUUGGUUCUGAUGAUAAAAUCCAAUUUAUAAAUUACUAUUGUUGGAAAAUCUUCCAGGAAUCUGAGCACAUGAGUGCCAAAAUAGAUGGCUGGUCAUGUUCCCUUGGGAGCAAUAUGGUCUGUCCUAGGCAUUAGCAUCUUGCAACUCUGUUAGCAUGGUGGCUUAGUAUGAUAAAUUAUAUUUUAAAGCAACUGACUACUGAGUGGAGCUCUGGGAAUAGAAGAAAUAUCUUGCUUUUCCAUAGAGCAUAUCUCUGAUCCUCUGAGAACACAAACCAAGCAUGAAUCUACUUUACACUAAGAGACCAUUUCAUCAGAAGAAUGUCACAUUCAAGCAUCAGUAUGUCAGACUGUCAUCUGGACAUAUAAAUUAAAACUGAGUAUUUGUAUGAGGUUGUGUACUGUAAGAUGUACUUAUGGAUUAUUUUCAGAACACAAAGCCAGAAAGUACUCUUUCUGCCAAACCUCCAUCUAUUUGCGUAUGUAUGUAUGCACUUCUGUACAUUUGCGUGAAUUUCUAAAGGAAAAUGUGUUUAAAAAAAAAAAGCAAAGACGGCUGGGAGGUAUAUCUCUGAAGUACAAUUCAGCCAGGAGAUGGUCUUAACAACACAACUGCCACAGAGCACGUGAUACGUGACCUUGGAUAUAUAUUAAUGUAUUUGUGUUUCUUAAACCACAGGGGCCUCCAAGCUCUACGCUAGGAACAAGAUUGCAACUUACUUAAAAGAAUGGCACCUACUGAAUGUGAUUGCCAGGAAUAUGUAGGGUACCUGAAAUUCUUCAGCAAAGCAAAAGUCAAGUUGCCCCAGUCCCUGUUGUGAUAAUGCUAUUUUAUCACUGCCUCUGAGAAAAGCCAGUGAGCAAAAUUGAUCAUUAGGGAAACCUGAAGAGAAAUGUGCCCAGAUUGUUGGUAGAAGAUGACUUUGAAUAUCUGAACCUUGUCAGUUAGUCUUAGAAUUAAAGAUCCAGUUUAUGAAAUCUGUCUGAUCUUGGUGUGAGGCACAUUGGCAUUAUGAUGACUAAGUAAUGUUUACAUACCAUAAACUGAGCUCUAAAACAAGGUCUUGAUAAUGCAGCAUCUCUGGGACCCUGUAUUUUGUACUGCUGAGUGUAUUUCUCAAAAAAACACCAUUUGGCAAAUUUUGCUUAUAGGUAUAGGGUGACUUUGCCCUUUCAGAUUUCUUUCCUAGCCAUUUCUUCUCAGAAGUGGAAAAGUUGACAACGUUGAGUUGGAAGAGCUCUCAGAAACUCCUAGUCGUUAUACAAGAACCAUGAAGAACACUGGGGCCCCUCUCAUUGUCAUGCAGUUAAACUGGAGGGGUAAGUAAGGUGCCGGAUAAGCCUUUAAAACGGCAAUCAUCAACGUGGGCACCUCAGUUUUGUGCCUCCACCUCAGCACGGCACAGAGGCUCACUCGCCACAGCCGGGCCGGCCGCUCGCCCCUCGCUCCAGCCACGGCCGGGCGAGCUCCUGGCGCUGCUGGGAAACAGCGUGCUCAGGGAGGAGGGGAGGGGAGGGCAGGGAAGGGAAGGGAAGGGAAGGACAGGUCCUGCCCUGCCGGCCCAGGUGGUGCCGUAGAAAAAAGUUGUGGCAGCUUCAGAGCGGGCGGUGAGAGCGCGUGCGGGUACCCAGUAAAGCCGGCGGCUUCAGAGAAGAGCAGCCCCAGCUCAGUACUUCCUCCUGCCGAUAACAUCUCCGCCAGCGCUCGUCACGGGUGGCGGCCGCCGCCGUCGCUGCCCUACUUGAAUCGGUUUCAGACUCCUCCCGAGGCGAGCCGGGAGCGGGAGAGCGGCGAGGCGAGAGGGAGGGAGGGGGCGAUGCUCGGGGCCGCGCCGCUCCGCCCGGCCGCCUCCGCCCCGCGCAGCCCCGCUCCCUGCGCUGCCAACACAGCCAGCCGGGCGGCGGAGCUGCGGCUGGACCGGCAUGGGGACCUUAGGCAAGAGGAGAGAAAACCAGCAACCUGCCCAAGCAUGCAGCACUGCCCCUGAAUCAGCGCUGGAGCUGCAGCAGAGCAGCCACUGUCACAGCCUCUCAAAUCACACUCAGGUCAUGAUGGUGCCGUUGGGGCACCUAGCCAAAGGAGCCACUUUGGAAGACCUUCUGGAAACCUGCAUUCAGUCUUUUGAUUUAGAAGGAAAUGCAUGUCAAAACAACCAGCUGCUAAAAAUAAUUCUGGCAAUGCAUCAGUUUUUCAUCUCCUCUGCAGACAUGCUUCAGAAACUCGUUGAUCUCUAUCUUAAUGCUUUAGAAAAUAACUCUUCCAUGCUGUGUGUGAAGAUCUGCUAUUUUGUGAGGUAUUGGAUUACAGAAUUCUGGAUUAUGUUCAAAAUGGACUCUAAGCUAUCCAGAGCUAUGGAGGAAUUUCAAGAAGUGGUUCGAGCUAAUGGUGAGGAGUUACAUUGUCGUCUAAUUGACACAUCUCAAAUAAAUUCUAGGGAUUGGUCUAGGAAGCUGACACAGCGUGUAAAGGCCAACACCAGUAAGAAACGGAAAGUCUCGCUUCUUUUUGAUCACCUCGAGCCAGAGGAGCUGUCAGACCACCUUACCUAUCUUGAGUUUAAGUCUUUCAGAAGAAUAUCAUUCUCAGACUAUCAGAACUACAUUGUGAAUAGUUGUGUGAAAGAGAACCCAACAAUGGAAAGAUCAAUUUCUCUUUGCAAUGGUAUCUCUCAGUGGGUGCAGCUAAUGGUUCUCAGCAGACCAACACCACAGCUUCGGGCUGAAGUGUUCAUCAAGUUUAUCCAUGUUGCACAGAAGCUCCACCAGCUGCAGAAUUUCAACACAUUAAUGGCAGUGAUAGGAGGUCUCUGUCACAGUUCCAUUUCCAGGCUCAAGGAAACAAGCUCAUGUGUUCCUCAUGAUGUAAUUAAGGUGUUUAAUGAAAUGACAGAAUUGCUUUCGUCUUACAGAAAUUAUGAUAGUUACCGACGUGCCUAUAAUGAGUGCAGUAACUUUAAGAUCCCAAUCCUUGGGGUCCACCUGAAAGACUUGAUAUCCCUUUAUGAGGGCAUGCCAGACUACUUGGAGGACAAAAAGAUUAAUGUGUACAAACUAUAUUCUCUGUAUAACCACAUAGAUGAGCUGAUACAACUCCAGGAAAUGCCACUUCCCCUGGAGGCUAAUAUGGACCUUGUUCACUUGCUUACACUGUCCCUUGAUCUUUACUACACAGAAGAUGAAAUUUAUGAACUUUCAUAUGCACGAGAGCCACGAAGUCACCGAGCUGCUCCUAUGACACCUUCCAAACCACCAGUAGUUGCAGACUGGGCCUCAGGAGUGGCCCCAAAACCUGAUCCCAAAACCAUCAGCAAACACGUUCAGAGAAUGGUAGAUUCUGUCUUUAAGAAUUAUGACCACGAUCAGGACGGAUACAUUUCCCAGGAAGAAUUUGAAAAGAUUGCUGCCAGUUUCCCAUUCUCGUUUUGUGUAAUGGCUAAGGACUGGGAAGGUCUGAUUAGCAGGGAUGAAAUAACAGCUUACUUUAUGAGGGCUAGCUCAAUCUAUUCCAAAUUAGGACUUGGUUUUGCUCACAACUUCCAAGAGACCACUUACUUAAGGCCCACUUUCUGCGACAACUGUGCUGGAUUUCUAUGGGGAGUCAUUAAACAAGGAUACAGAUGCAAAGACUGUGGGAUGAACUGUCACAAGCAAUGCAAAGACCUGGUUGUGAUAGAGUGCAAGAGAAGACCCAAAACUUCAGUUGCAGACAGCAGCCCAACAUCUGCGCUUGCUUCAAGCCUCUGCCCAGUAGGAGUUAAAGAACAAUUCCAUGGACAAGAAGAAGGAUCAUUCACCUUUCCUAAUGGAGAAGUAGUGGAGCACAGUGAAGACAGCAAGGAUCGAACCAUUAUGCUCAUGGGUUCCUCAGCUCAAAAAAUCUCAGUGAGACUGAAACCAGCUGUGAUUCAUAAAAGUACACAGACUGAUCCUGUACUGCUGGCUGGUGAUGUAUCUCGUAAGCGGAGAGAGAAGAAAGAACACAGGAUGCCAGAAAAUCCUUAUCUCCAGGCAGCUCCAGCAUCCACAUUUCCAAGCCCAAUUCUAGGCCGCAGAAAGGCAUUUGUUAAAUGGGAAAACAAGGACUCCAGCCAGAAAAUGAAGGAGGAGCAUCACAGCUGCAAACCCUCAUACCAGGAACUUGAGCAGGAAAGGAAUAUUCUAAAGGCAGACAAUGAAGGUUUAAAGAUCCAGCUGGAACAGGCACACAAAACAAUUGAAUCUCUCACAAUCCAGAAAAGAAACCACGUAGUUGACAGUCUACAACACAGAGACUGCUCCUAG